This is a messenger RNA of Bufo gargarizans (Asiatic toad), 1637 nucleotides long. Its product is annotated as gastrula zinc finger protein XlCGF57.1-like. The transcript has 2 exons. NCBI's taxonomy places the organism in Eukaryota, Metazoa, Chordata, Amphibia, Anura, Bufonidae. The record is from RefSeq and is a predicted model, not a curated record. The coding region runs from base 1 to 1392 and encodes 463 amino acids.
AUGACUUUUUCAAUAUUUGUUUCACAGCUUGUGAAUCUGGGUGAAGAUCUGAACAUUAUAUAUGUUACAGAGACACAUGUGAGGGGUGAUGAGCAGAGUAUAGAGGACAUUCCUACAGAUAACCACCCAGGUUACUGUACCUCCAGGAGUUCAGAGGAGCAUCUUAAAUCUUCAGAUUUUAAAGUAAAUAAUUAUGGUGUAACAGAAGAUAAAAAUGAAAUCAUUAUCUCAGAUAUAUCCUCCAUAAUUUAUAGCAAGAAUCUAUCAUCGGAUCCUUUUAAACAGUUCCGCUCCUCCAAUUCAUCACAGACUGUUAAGCAAAACAAAAGUUACAGAAGAGAUGAUGAAUAUCAAAGAACUCACACAGAGGAGAAGCCAUUUUCAUGUUCAGAAUGUGAUAAAUGUUUUGCUUUAAGAAAAACUCUUCUAAGACACCAGAGAACUCAUACAGGGGAAAAGCCAUUUUCAUGUUCAGAAUGUGGGAAACAAUAUAGCUUUGAAUCAGAACUUGUUAGACAUCGGAGAAUUCACACUGGGGAAAAGCCAUUUUCAUGUUCAGAAUGUGGGAAACAUUAUAUCCAUAAAUCAGAUCUUGUUAGACAUCACAGAAUUCACACAGGAGAGAAGCCAUUUUCAUGUUCAGAAUGUGGGAAACUAUAUAGCUAUAAAUCAGAACUUAUUAGACAUCAGAUAACUCACACAGGGGUGAAGCCAUUUUCAUGUUCAGAAUGUGGGAAAUAUUUUACAGAUAAAUCAAAUCUUAUUAAACAUCAGAGAAGUCACACGGGGAUGAAGCCAUUUUCAUGUUCAGAAUGUGGCAAACGUUAUGUCCAUAAAUCAGAUCUUGUUAGACAUCAAAGAAUUCACACAGGGGAUAUGCCAUUUUCAUGUUCAGAAUGUGGGAAAUGUUUUAUAGAUAAAGCAAAUCUUGCUAAACAUGAGAGAAGUCACACAGGGGAGAAGCCAUUUUCAUGUUUAGAUUGUGGGAAAUAUUACAGUGUUAAAUCAGCUCUUGUUAUGCACCAGAGAAUUCACACAGGGGAGAAGCCAUUUUCAUGUGCAGAAUGUGGGAAAUGUUUUAACCAGAAAUCAGAUCUUGUUAUUCAUAAGAGAAUUCACACAGGGGAGAAGCCAUAUUCAUGUUCAGAAUGUGGAAAAUGUUAUAGCGUUAAAUCAGGUCUUAUUAGACAUCAGAGAAUUCACACUGGAGAAAAGCCAUUUUCAUGUUUAGAAUGUGGGAAAUGUUAUGGUGUUAAAUCAGAUCUUGUUAAACACCAGAGAAUUCACACAGGGGAGAAGCCAUUUUUAUGCUCAGAAUGUGGAAAAUGCUUUAGUCGGAAAUCAAAUCUUGAUGAACAUCAGAAAAGCUUACAUAAUAUCCUUAUGUUCUGAAUGUGGGAAAUGUUUUACUCACACAUCCUAACAUCUUACACAUCAAAGAACUCAUCAGGGACGUAGUCAUUUUCUUUUUUUAACUAAUUUUAUUAACAAAUAAUUCUUGGGAACAAAUCUAUAUAACAGUUGCAGUCAAAUUAAAGUCACGUGGUAUGAAACUAAUCAUAAGUGAUGAUUACGAAAUUUACUCAAAAAACAAUAAAUGUCUUUUAUUCAAAAAGAAAAUAGAAUCCACAUAACAC